GUCAACCUUAAACCAGCUAUAUGAUAAAUACAAGACGCCACCAGCUCAUCAGAUGACUGUGGAGCCAUAUCAAACAUAUCUAAAGUUUGUGGAGCAGCUGUUGCAGCGACACCUGCUCUUCAGAAACACCCUGCAGGAGCGUUUAUCUGCUGAACACUGGAAAUCUCUGGUUGGAGACAUCCUGGUGCAGCUCAUCGGACAAAAUGAUACAGCCUUUUCAGACAUGUACCUUGGAUACACGACUACACUGGCGUCAUUCCUCUCAUUGGAGUUCAACAGACUCAAUCAUUCUGAGAAAAUGCAGAGUGGCCAGAUGGAGAGAGAGGAGAUGAAGCUGCUCUCCCUGCUGUUGGCGCCUGUCUCUCGCAUACACAGCUACCUGAGCCACAUUCAGAACUUGCUGCAGUGGACGGGUAAAGAACAUCCUGACUGCAGCCUCCUGCUGGGAACUGAGCGAGCGCUGAGGAGCAUUUUGUCUCGCUGCCAUGUGACCUUGGAGGAAGACGUCCGAUGGGAGGAAGGAGAAGGAGCUGGACAAAGCAGCUGCUCUGACGCAGUGGCUGGAGGAUCCUCUGCAAACUGUUGCACCAGGAGCCAAAAGACCAGAGAGUCUCAGCAGGAGUCCAACACUGCAGCUCAGAGAGACGACCAGCAGGCUGUCAAUCUCACUAAUGGAGUCGAUGGUUGUCACUCAAUGCGUGUGGAGUGUUGGUCCUGCAGCCCAGUGAGGAGGAAGGACUGUGGAAGAGACCGGGCCCUCCUGAACCAGCCGGCCCGUGACUGUGGACAUGCCUACUGCUCCCUCCUCACCCCCGACGCUGCAGCAUGGGGAGAGAACAGCGACUCAGGCCAGGGCACCUACAGCCAGCCCACUGGGAAAGGCACCAAUGGGCUGGAGGCCCCUCACACCAACCACAGUCUCGAGGACUGCGAGACAGACCCUGACGACACCUCAGCCUUCGACUACUCCUCUGUCACCUCCUGCAGCCCUGACGGCACCCUGCGCAGGGAGAUGAUGGGCAGCAACAGUGGGGAGGAUGAAGAGGACAGCCAGGUGCCAGUGCUGUUGAAGCCCUCAUACAACCAGCAACAGCAGCAGCAGAGGGAGGCACCCAGAGAGAGGACUGUGUGUCUGAGGUGGCAGAUUCCCAGAUUAACGCCUCACCCUCCUCUGAGAAACACUGCAGGGUCACGUGUGGAUGGGCCUACGCCGUGCCUCGUCAGCUCUUACGGGAAGAGGCUGGUCAGUGUCAGGAAGGGGUCGCCUCCUCUACAUCCAAAAAGUGCCUUCAGGCCCAUCUGGGAUGAUCCAUCCAAACAGGCUGAUUCAGCUCCAGAGAAAGACAACAGACAAGGCUUCAUACCAAUUCAAGCCCCGGCGAGGCAAAGCUUUCAGAAUUUCAACCCAAGCAGAGAAAAUCUGAGACCAGGCAUGUCCCAGCAGAGAGGCAACCAUGCAGCAGCCAUGAGCGGUGGAGGACUGUGGGACGACAGUGAGGACAGCGAGGGACCCUGCAGCACUGUUUGACCCCUCUGCAAACACGAGGACUAUCACUAAAAACUGUUGCACACAAAACUUUUUAGUUACAAUCCAACGCGAGCCCAAGCUGUGACUUCUGAGAUGAUGACACUUUCCCCCAAAAGGCCAUGGCAGCAACGUAAAUACGUGAAUGAGGAAUGAGUGAUCCUGAAAAAGUUUUUUUUCUCUGUCAAGCUGAACCUUUUAGGAACAUGAGAGACAUUAUUUUGUUUGGUUCAAUUACAUUUUGACGUGCAAUUAAAAGAGAGCAACA
This is a messenger RNA of Epinephelus moara (kelp grouper), 1793 nucleotides long. RefSeq lists its product as uncharacterized. The record is from RefSeq and is a predicted model, not a curated record. Gene Ontology annotation, molecular function: guanyl-nucleotide exchange factor activity. The coding region runs from base 53 to 1528 and encodes 491 amino acids. The transcript has 9 exons. Lineage: Eukaryota; Metazoa; Chordata; Actinopteri; Perciformes; Serranidae.